AUGACGUAUACAGUCGGGUGGUGGGAGAUUGUGGCGCUCUUGCUUAUGAACGCGGCACUCGUAGUUUCAAUAUUUCCGGCUUCCAGUUUCAACGUCAGACCAGAUACGCCAGCUCCUGAAUUCCUACCGAGUCCAUUAAAUAUAACUUUCCGGCGCGGGGAGAUGGCAGUACUGAGAUGCAGCGUUUACAACCUCGGAACUAAAACGGUUGUUUGGAGGAGACAGGAACAUUCUUUCCCAUUGACAUCCGGCACGAUGACUGUUGUUGCAGACGACCGGAUACAGAUCGGUCACGUUGACUUUUUGAAUCAAUGGGAUCUAAUGAUUAAAAAUGUGCAACCUGCAGACGAGGGCGUGUAUGAGUGCCAGGUGGCAUCGACCAAUAAGAAUAUACGCAGAAUGGUCUCUCUCACUGUGAUUGGAUGA
Molecule: messenger RNA, 426 nt
Organism: Dreissena polymorpha
Lineage: Eukaryota; Metazoa; Mollusca; Bivalvia; Myida; Dreissenidae
Product: lachesin-like
Exons: 4
Coding region: 1-426 (141 amino acids)
Biological process (GO): synapse organization
Cellular component (GO): neuron projection membrane
Source: RefSeq, a predicted model, not a curated record